Zootoca vivipara (common lizard) is the source of this 5983-nucleotide messenger RNA. RefSeq names its product aldehyde dehydrogenase 1 family member A2 (gene ALDH1A2). NCBI's taxonomy places the organism in Eukaryota, Metazoa, Chordata, Lepidosauria, Squamata, Lacertidae. Gene Ontology annotation, molecular function: oxidoreductase activity, acting on the aldehyde or oxo group of donors, NAD or NADP as acceptor. The record is from RefSeq and is a predicted model, not a curated record.
UGCCCAGUUGAUGGGAUGAAGCUCAAGGGGGGAGAGGGUGGCUGGACUUGACGGCCAGCCAAGGAGGACCUGUUGCCUCUCCUCGACGCCUCUGCGGGGCUUGGGGUGGAGAGGCUCUGGAUGCUCCCAUCCUCCUUGGAGGUCGUCCUGCCUCCUUGGCCCUGCCCUCCCGUCCAAUAAGGAGAGGUUGCCUUGACACCUGCUUAUAUACCGAAGACGGCAGCAGCCUCCAAAUCUCCAGCACUGGGUUGGGGGAAGAGGGGAGAAAAUACACACAUAAACACACACACACCCCUCUCUCCAUACCUAUUUCAAGCCACAGACUUAGGGAGACAGUCGCCCCGUCGGGCAAGGAGGAGAAGGCUCCCGAGACGAUGACCUCCAGCAAAAUUGAGAUGCCAGGUGGGCUGAAGGCGGACCCGGCGGCUCUGAUGGCUUCUCUGCAUUUGCUCCCGUCUCCCACCCUCAACCUGGAGAUCAAGUACACCAAGAUUUUUAUCAACAAUGAAUGGCAAAACUCCGAGAGUGGGAAAAUAUUCCCUGUGUCCAACCCUGCAACGGGAGAGCAGAUCUGUGAGGUGCAAGAGGCUGAGAAGCCUGACACAGACAAAGCCGUGAGGGCUGCUCGCCUCGCCUUCUCUCUGGGCUCCGUGUGGAGGAGGCUCGAUGCCUCGGAAAGGGGGCGCCUCUUGGACAAGCUGGCUGACCUGGUGGAAAGAGACAGAACUCUACUGGCUACCAUGGAGUCACUGAACAGUGGGAAGCCCUUCCUGCAGGCUUUCUAUGUUGACCUUCAGGGCGUCAUCAAGACUUUGCGCUAUUAUGCUGGCUGGGCAGACAAAAUCCAUGGAGCGACCAUUCCUGUGGACGGAGAUUAUUUCACCUUUACAAGACAUGAGCCCAUCGGUGUGUGCGGACAGAUCAUCCCUUGGAAUUUCCCCCUGCUGAUGUUUGCAUGGAAGAUUGCACCUGCUCUCUGCUGUGGCAACACCAUUGUCAUCAAGCCGGCAGAGCAAACGCCGCUGACCGCACUCCACAUGGGAGCCCUCAUCAAGGAGGCUGGGUUUCCACCCGGAGUGGUCAAUAUCGUACCAGGAUUUGGACCCACCACUGGCGCAGCGAUUGCUUCUCAUGUGGGAAUUGAUAAGAUUGCCUUCACUGGAUCCACUGAGGUUGGCAAGCUGAUCCAAGAAGCCGCUGGGAGGAGUAACUUAAAAAGGGUGACGCUGGAACUUGGGGGGAAGAGCCCCAAUAUUAUCUUUGCAGAUGCCGACUUGGAUUACGCAGUGGAGCAGGCACAUCAAGGGGUCUUUUUCAACCAAGGCCAGUGCUGCACCGCCGGCUCCCGGGUCUAUGUGGAGGAGCCCAUCUACGAGGAAUUUGUUCGAAGGAGCGUUGAGCGCGCCAAGAGGAGGGUGGUGGGGAGUCCUUUUGACCCCACCACAGAACAAGGACCACAGAUCGAUAAAAAGCAGUACAAUAAGAUCCUGGAGCUGAUUCAGAGUGGCAUUGCUGAAGGCGCAAGGCUGGAAUGUGGAGGCAAAGGACUGGGGAGGAAGGGAUUCUUCAUUGAACCCACUGUCUUUUCCAAUGUAACGGAUGAUAUGCGCAUUGCCAAGGAAGAGAUCUUUGGGCCUGUUCAAGAAAUCCUGCGGUUUAAAACCAUGGAUGAAGUUAUUGAAAGAGCCAACAAUUCAGACUUUGGACUGGUUGCUGCCGUCUUCACCAAUGACAUCAACAAGGCCUUGACCGUUUCCUCCGCAAUGCAAGCAGGAACUGUCUGGAUAAAUUGCUACAACGCCUUAAAUGCCCAGAGUCCUUUUGGAGGAUUCAAAAUGUCUGGCAAUGGGAGAGAGAUGGGAGAGUGUGGACUGCGAGAAUAUUCCGAAGUGAAGACUGUGACGAUAAAGGUUCCUCAGAAGAACUCGUAAGAAGACAAUGUGCUGAUCACUGCACUACAUCAAGUGACCCUCUGUAUUCCUUUUAUGGGGACUAGCACUCAGGAAUUUUUUAAAAAACGGCGACACAGAUUUCUUUUUUAAAUAGCAUUGCAACCAGGCUUGCCAUUAAGCUGGAUGGGUUUUCACCCCACUGCUGGCCACAAACCACUUGUUUAAUAUAGUACAGUUAGAAAACAUUCAGAAAUGUUCCCACUAUACUAACUGCAAGUAAAUGAUGUUCCUGAAAAGAAAGCCUGUUUUAAACUGACCUUCCCAACCAUCAUGUCCUUCAUUUGCUCCAUUCUUGUAUGACGGGGGCGCUGCAACUGGAUUCAUUCGGGGACCCAAAACUCAGCCAGCACCCACUUACCAGAAAUAUAAGCCCCCAAGGCUGGAGGUGGGCAACUUAACUGGAGAUUGUAAUGUGCGUUCUUGAAAGCAUAAUCCUUUUCUCCCGGAGUGAGCUUGUAUUCCUCCUCAUUUCAGGGAAACUUGCAAAAACACAGUGCUCCAACAGAUAAAACGAUGGUGGAGUUUUGGAUUCUCUCUGUAGCUGCAGAUGUUUCUUCGUAAGGAAACAAUUUCCCUUUCGGAUCUUACAUGAAGUGCACUUGCAGUAUAACAACCACCACCACCUCCCCCCCCCAAGGAAAAGGCUGGUUGUGUUUCCACAUGCGCUUCUAGACAGAAAGGCAGGAGCUGGGUGAGAGGAAAGGGGCCACUUCAGACACCUGCUCCCAGGUGGAGUUAUGUGGGAGCAGAUUCCUGGAACUGGACCCUCUUCAGCUGCAAGCUGGAUUUCUACCAUCAGUGUUGCAGUUCAUGAUGGGCAGCAAACAUGAGGAGGAAGAGCAUGCCUGGAACCCCAUGGCAGAAUCUGCACCAAUGGAGCUGUGGGAGAAUGGAAACGAGCCCAUUGCAUCCCUGGGGGCAGUCCCAAACCCUGAGCAGAAUUUGAGGUUUUGAUGUUCAAAUGGGCAGGUUAACUGCAACCUCACAGCUCCCUCUAUUUAGACAAGGGGCUGCUGUCAGGCAUGUUCUGCAUCAUUUUUGCCCCUCUUCGUCAUGCUCUGCCUAGCACCCCCAAGUCAGUGGCAGCAGCUGAGAGACAAACAACGUGGUGACAUCACACCAUAUGAUAUGUUAAUGUGUGGGGAAAGGAGCCCCAUUGCAUCCAAAAUGGCUUUUGCUGAUUUGGCCCCUGGAGCAAGGAGGAACCUUCCUCUGCCUUUUUCUGGCUUCUUUGCAGGCAGGUCCUCAUUUCACUCAGGAAGGUAGAACAGUGGCAAGUGACCUCGGCUUUCUGUGGCUUUCACUCUUGACUGAAGCCUUGCAAAACAUAAAAAUGAAAAGGAUCCUUUUACCAUGGUUCUGCAGAACAGUGGUCUGACUUGAGAAAUUGCAAAGUGUUGCGUGUGUGUGUGUGUGUGUGUGGCUACUCUUAACCAUACCAUUUCCAAGUACACUUGCCAGCCCUCCUCUUGUGAAGGAAGGACAUGCUCUGCUGCUCCUCCUUCCAUAAUAGUUUCAACAAAGGUAUUCAACAGUUUUUGCCUGGCCUUUGAGAAGCACUGGAUUGAGGGCCGAGGGGGCACAAAAUUGAGAAGAUCCAAGUUUUGGCCUCCCACGGGGUGCCGUAUUACGAAAGAUGACUAAAGUCUUCCCCUGUUUUGAGUGCCACCUCCUUUGGAGCCAAAGCCUCUCGUUGCUACUUGAAUGAGAAAUCUACAGUACUUGUUUUUUAUUCCCCCAAACCAACAUAGCUCCUGUUGCAUAAGGAUAUAAAUGCAUGCAGAAGGGGACUCCUGGGUGAUGCCAGGUAAGCCUCAAUGGCACCAGCCCAGGGUGUGGGCACUGCAACAGCGUGGUUUCCCUCAAGGAGGCCUGAUCCACAUACAGAGGCCCACAACGUCAUCACUUUACCACUUUUUCUAAUUGUUCCACUCAGUUCAUCUGUUUGUGCUGCUAACUACAGAACCAGGGCUGAACCAAGAGGCAGUCACCAAAGUUGGCUACACUCAUUAACUAACUCCCCUCUUUGUGUGAACCUCACAAUAAAUAACCCUGUGAGGUAGGUUAGGGUGACAAACAGUGAGUGGCCCAAGGUCACUCAGUAAGCUCUAUGGUGUAAUGGAGAUUUGAAUGCGGUUUUCUCUCAUUCAAACCCAGCACUCUACCGAUACAUCAAGGUGGAUCCCGGUUCAUUGUGUGGUUUAAACACAUGGCUCUAGUUUACACUAGUGGCUGCAAAACCAUUUAGAACUCUGGGCACAUCUGGAUUUUUCAGUGAGUGAUGUGAUUGUCACCCCUUCUGGUCACAGAUCUAGCAGAGUUAAUGUCACUCUUCCAUCUUCCUCCUUCAGCUCUAUGUACUUUUCAAUGGAGAAGAAGUUAACCACCCUUUCCAGAAAGAGGGGAAUUCAGGGGUUUUAUGGGCACCAGGGAAAGACCUACAGGGCACAACUGAGCCCAUGGACUGAUGUCUCCUGAUUUACACCACCUUUCAGCCAGGGGUGAUUUCAAAGGCAGGAGUCCUUUGUUCUAGAUGAAAGAUGGCGGCCUCAUGUUCUUUAUAAAGGAGAAAACAAAUUCAAAGACCUUUGUUUGCAUGUUAUCCCAGCGGGAACAUCCCACAUCUGACAAAAUCAUGUCUGGAUGAGACAUAGAACAAAUGUGAAAUAUAGUGGCCAAUCAUGAAACAGAAAUAUCAGCAGUUUUUGGACACAAUUUACCAGGAAUUGGGCCAAAGCACAGAAUGUCCCCAAGGGUGGUAUUCAGAGGCGGUUGAAACACCAGUGCAAAAGUUGCAUUUUUUACUGGUUGAUUGAGGGGUUUUUCUGGACUUUUGAAAGACAGCUGUGUGUACUCAGCUGUCCAUGUUUGCUACAGCAUCUUUACAAAAAAUGGAUCUCCCAAAAUGAAUCACUUUGGGUCAAAAACUCAGACAGAAACUCUGGACACUGAAAAGGUUCAUCCGCUCUAAGCUGAAGGGUUGAGAGUUAGUUAAUAAUGAACCUGUCCUGGCCAUUGGAAAGUCGUCAUGAGAAGGGGUGAGAGCUUGGCAUAAAAGGAGACCAAGGCAGCCUCUUGCUCCACACAAGGAUCCAGUUCAAGUGUGCAAGCUCAGCAAAGUACUUGAAACAUUCAAGUGCAAGCUCAGCAAACAACCUGAAACAUUCAAUGCAAAAGGCUCCUCUUCCCACUACAUCACAUGGAGCACCCUCUGCCAGGAAGUUCCCCUGCACAAGCUCCAGUGGCAUAAGUAUGAGUUGCACAAAUGUGCUCUUGCACAAUGCACACUCGUGUCAAAUGGGCUUGCCCAGGAGAACUUUCCACUGGAAUGGUGGGGCUCCGUGUCUCCCUCUCUGCCACCUCCUUCGUGGUUCUCUCCACCUCCCAUCUCCCCUCCCUUCCUAGCCCAGCGCUCUCUGCAUCCUACCCCCGUGUUUGAUAUUUAUGCCAUCCUUGUUUGUCUCCAAAUAUAGAUAUAUAUUUUUUGCUAGAUGCAUAAUUCAUGCUGUUCUUUUCCGAACGUGGAGAUGCAAUUGCAAGCUUUACCAGAGCUGUGCAACAUGAAUGUCAUAUACUCCUAUUGUAGGGUUAUGUCAGAGUUUUGUUUUCUUUUUUAAAAGAAAUACGCUUUGAGAAAUUAGUUUUCUUAUUAUCGCCAAUAUUCAUUGUGAAGGGAUAAUUUCCAUUUCUUUUUCUGUUACAUGCCUUUGGAAGAAACUCGUGCUAGCAAUAAGCAUUUAUACUGUGUACUCCUCUGUAUUAUAUGUGUAUUGUCUAUUGUUUGUGUGUUAUUUCAAAUAAAUUCAGGUAACAACUGAAGUUGCCAUUUUUCCCACCACCCUCAACCCACACGAGUCGGUGAAAUUUAUGUUUUCAUUUGCCAAAUACAUCAUGUGCAGCUCAAGAGCACCCGCCGACAGUCUUCGAAGUUUCCUGCUAUCAAUUUUAAUCCUGUCUAUGGUUAGAGACGACAAAUGAAAACAGGUUAUUGAAGUCUUUACUGUUAAGUUUCCCUUAAAGGGCUUCCGAGG